AAUAUCAAUUUGACAUCAGUCUCGCCUUGAAUUCUACAGCCGUAGGUUUGACUCGAUGCGAUUGACAACGAUGAACUUGCGUCUUGCAUUGAUAUCGGCAAAUGCCUCAGAGAUUGGGCUGUCGCCGCUUUAUGCAUAAAGGGACAGUUCCACGCAUCGUACGCGUUUGUUUGCGUGAGACAAUCCUGGCUUAAAUCGUAUACCAGCAUCGGGAGAAAAGGGAAUUCUACUUCCAGGGGUCCCGGGCGCGACGUGAUAUCGAAGCAAGAAGGCUGUGGCUCUGAAGAGAAGGGAAGUCACUGCCUGGAGGCCGCCAUCACCAUGGAUCGCAACUAUCAAUUCAAUGGCAUGUACACCAAUUUCCCUCGUCACCAAGCACAGCAGCCACCAUCUCAGCCUUUUCUACAACCUCAACAUCAACUUCAGAAUCAGCACCAGCACCAGCAUCUCCCAUCCCAAUCACACGCUCAAUCGUAUUCCAGUCCCCAGUUUCGACCUCAGCCUCAUCCUCCGCCUCAACCGUACAAUCAGCCUCACUCGUAUCCUCAAUCACUUCCACCUCAGCCUCUUCGACAGAAUUACCCUCAACACUAUUACAACCAAGACCAGUCGUAUCAGUCGCCGCUCCCACAAUAUCAGCAACAACCGUUCUACCAGGCGCCUCAGCCGUCCGCAUCACCGCCUCAACCUCGUGUCCAGGUCGUCAUACCUCCUCGGCCUUCGCCAUCACUCUCGUCACUGCCAUCACCUCAGCAACUACAACAGCAGCGACAACAGUUCCAUCAGCAGCCUACACCGCAGAUUAAUCAACUACCCAGUCCUGUUCAAUCAUUUCAACAGUCACCGAGAGAACAAGUGAAACAAGGACGUCUUCAGCAGCCUCCCCAACCGCGUCCUCAACUGCGCCCUCAGCAACAUCCUCAGCAAAGUCCCCAGCUGCGUCAUCAACAACAUCCUCAGCAAAAUCCCCAGCAGCAUCCUCAACAAAGCCUUCAGCAGCGCCCUCAGCAGUAUUCUCAGCAGUAUUCUCAGCAAAAUCCCCAGCAACCUCCCCAACAGCAUCUACAAUACCGUCCACAACUCCCGCCCUCAGGUUCGCAACAACGACAACAACAACAAGCAAGUAUCCUUGCUCAAAUUCCAUCCCCAAAUGUCAGCCAUGGGCAAGCUCCGCCAGUGCGAAAGCCACAGGCACCUCUCGUAAGUGAGCCUGAGGUGUUCAUUAAGCAAGAAUUAGCACCGCCUACCAUAAAAUCGGAAGAAGUGCCUCAGAAUAUGCCAGGCCCAGGAAGCACGAUAAAUCCCCAAAUGCUGAUGAAGCCGCCGCAGCCAAAGCCGCCUAAAGUACUUCAAGCUGUCGAGAUCGAUACAAAACCUAAGCAGAUCUCCAGCAAAAUGGCAGACUAUGAACAAAAGCCCCCAAAGCCUGACGAACUUGAACCUGACUACACCACCUUGUUGUGCGUCCUCGCGGACGACUAUAUUGAUGCGGCGCGCAAACUACCGACGUCGAAUGAGGAGUACUAUACACUGAUAGCAACCGCUAUUGGUUGUCUAGAAUCUGUUCUUAACAACUUCAAGCUUCCACCCUUGAAGGAAGCACAAAUUUCAAUUCGAUAUGCACAACUUUUAUACGAAGAGACCGAAAACUAUGAUGAAGCUGAGACCACUUUGACCAAAGCUAUCGAAAUCUGUGAAAGACACAAAUUUGUUGACUUGAAGUAUGAGAUACAAUUACUGCUAUGUAAAGUUCUCUAUGAGUCUAGACCUAAGGCUGCGUUACGAGAGAUGCAAAGAAUGAUUGAUGAUAUCGAAGCGUAUCGCCACACAGUGUGGCUCUACAUCUUCCGUUUUCAGCAUGCAAUGUUUUCAUUGGCAUCAGCAGCACCAGGAGAAGUCCACAACGCAACUGUUCAGCUCGAAAAAAUCACCAGCCUUGCACGGCAAAACUCGGAUAGUGCUGUGCUGGCUUUCGCUGCCGUGGUGGAAGCACUCCUACAUCUUUCCAGUUCCAGUCACGAAGCUGUCACUGCUACUCAGACAGCGCUAGCCAAGGCUAGAGCGCUGCAGUUAAACCUUGAUGUCGAGAGAAACCCACAGCUGACUAUUUUCAUGGAAUUUCUUGACCUCGCAUGCAGUGUUCAAGAAGCCAACAUUACACAAAUUGAAAAUAAACGUAAAGUCAUGCAAAAUGUCCUUUACGAAUCAAUCAGUGACACCCACUGGCGCGAUGAUGGCUUCAUCUACCUUCCCAUAUCAAAGCGAGCGAUAGCAGGUAUCGAAUUCACAGGAACUGGACACGUCAUUGAAAGAGGUGGCAGGUACUUUUUGACCUUCUCGUGGCUGAGCAAAGCACAGGUAGAAGUCUUGGGUUACCUAUUUAGUGCCGACAGUACAGCAUACAAGAGUGGAACGGAUGGAGGAAAGGCCGAGAAGUUCGCCUUGGAAGGCCUCUCGGACGUUCAAAACUGGGGUUGGCCAAAGCUCUCUGCAGGCUACCAACAGUCACAGAGGGAAAACAUCUUUCAAAAACUGGUUGAAUGUCAGUAUCUGUUCCUGAUCUGCUUUAUGCGUUGUGGCAGAGGCCUCUGGCAACAAGCGGAUGAUAUGCUGGUCAAGAUUGAGGCUAUCGCGUCGGGACUUGGAAACAACUUUCCCUUGAAUAUGAAAUCUGCCCUUAGUUAUCUACAAGGGGCUGUUUUGCAGGGGACAGGAAAUACCACGGAAGCACUCGAAAUUUAUCAAUCCCCAAUCUUGAGCUUCGACGAACAGAAAUACACUGCGCUGCCGACAAAGCGAGAUAUGGACUAUCAGAUAUCAUCCUCGUAUCACGCCGAGUCUGACGUUACCCGCAAUUUCUGCAUCCUCGCGGCCAUGAACAGUGCCUUCAUCCUCCGAGAUCCUCAUCAUCCACAGCAUAACCGGCUGUCUUACUUGGUUAAUCGCCUUGGUCCCAUAGUCCAACAAUGUGGCAACAAAUACAUCCAAGCGCAUUAUUCGCUCUUGGUCUCGUUUCUGGCAAACACAACUCUCACCGCGAAGCAAUAUCUCAAAAGUGCAAUGGAAGCUGCAAAAGCGAUUGGAAGUACACAAACCACAGCACUUGCCCUUAUCUACAUGCAGGAGAAGCUCUUCAGGAGCACUGUAGAUGAACAGGCCCUCAAAUGUGCUCGAGCAGCCAGCCACCAGGUUCGGAGAUGGGGCGACCCACUAUGGAUGCACGUCGUGGCCGGUCUCGAGGCCGAGGCACUGGAGGUCAAUGGGUUUAUUGAAGACGCCCAGCAUAGAAGAGCCGACGCUGCCGCAGGCUGGGAGGAUUUGCAGGAGGGGAUCAAGGGAUGAAAAUGCUAAUACUCAGAUGCAAUAUCCGCGAUGAUGAUGAGGUCCUGAAAUACCUCGAGCCAGCUUUGUCAAAUAAUGAAUUGUGAAAAGUGACCGGAAGGAAGAAAGCCUUUGAGUUUUAGCAUUUAGUCUCUUUGAAAGUAUUAGGAUUCGAAAAUCAUUCACUAUGAUAUGAGCACUGAGCAUCUAUCCUUGCUAUUCGUUCAUCCCUGGUCUCAUCUUUAUUCAUC
Messenger RNA from Exophiala oligosperma, 3572 nucleotides. RefSeq lists its product as uncharacterized. NCBI's taxonomy places the organism in Eukaryota, Fungi, Ascomycota, Eurotiomycetes, Chaetothyriales, Herpotrichiellaceae. Gene Ontology annotation, molecular function: double-stranded DNA binding. Gene Ontology annotation, biological process: maintenance of mitotic sister chromatid cohesion; mitotic sister chromatid cohesion. Gene Ontology annotation, cellular component: chromatin; SMC loading complex. The transcript has a single exon. The record is from RefSeq and is a predicted model, not a curated record. Bases 322 to 3342 code for a protein of 1006 amino acids.